CCUCUUUUUUUUUUCUCUCUCCUCUCUCUCUUUCUCUCUCCACAUACACACCCGCAUUUGUAUGAUGUUUUUCCUCCGCACUCGUGAUUGUGACGAAUACCCGGUUUCUCAGAAUUUGUGCAUUUUCUUAGAUUAAUAUUCUGAUUCCAUGGGUUCCAUUAAUUUAAUCCGUUCAUAAUUUGCGAGAUGACGAAUCUGAAUGUAGCAGCGGAUCCCUCGCAGGUGGAAGGUGGUGGCGGAAAAACUGAGCCGCCUCCUCCACCCGCUGCGCAACCAGGCCCCGCUCUUCAUGGCGGGAGUAAGGUUUUUAAAAGCGGGCCACUAUUUUUAUCAUCGAAAGGAAUUGGCUGGACAUCAUGGAAGAAACGGUGGUUUAUUUUAACUCAAACCUCCUUGGUCUUCUACAGAAGUGACCCGAGCGCUGUCCCUCAAAAGUGGAGUGAAGUAAACUUAACCCUUGGAGGCAUUGAUCUCAACAGUUCAGGCAGUGUAGUAGUCAAAGAAGAUAAGAAGUUGCUCACCGUGCUCUUCACUGAUGGUCGCGACGGUCGAGCUUUCACACUUAAGGCAGAAACACUUGAGGAUUUGCAUGAAUGGAAGGCUGCGCUUGAGGAAGCCCUUGCGAAUGCCCCUAAUGCUGCUCUUGUUGUGGGACAAAAGGGUAUAUUCAGGAAUGAUCAGUCCAAUGCAGCUGAUGCUUCUUUAGAACUGUCCAAAGACAGACAAACAGUUAAAUCCCUGGUUAUCGGCCGACCAAUUUUACUUGCUCUGGAAGAUAUAGACGGCGCUCCAUCCUUUUUGGAAAAAGCUCUUAGGUUUCUUGAAGAGCACGGAGUCAAAACAGAAGGCAUCUUGAGGCAAGCUGCUGAUGUUGAAGAUGUUGAACGUCGAAUACACGAAUACGAAAAAGGAAAAAAUGAGUUUUCACCCGAUGAGGAUGCACAUGUAAUAGCUGACUGUAUAAAGUAUGUUCUUCGGGAGUUGCCUUCACCACCAGUUCCUGCUUCUUGCUGCAAGGCUCUCCUUGAAUCUUACCGAACUGAACGUAGCAUGAGAGUAAAUGCUAUGCGUACAGCAGUGUGUGAAACAUUUCCGGAGCCAAAUCGUCGCUUGUUACAGAGAAUUCUUAUGACAAUGCAAGCAGUGGCUUCUAACAAGGCAGUGAACCGAAUGAGUGUAUCAGCUGUAGCAGCUUGCAUGUCUCCCUUACUUCUUCGCCCUCUUCUUGCCGGUGACUGUGAUCUAGAUAAUGGUCUUGAUGUGGGAGGUGAUGGCUCUGUUCAACUUUUGCAAGCAGCUGCUGCUGCUAAUAAUGCUCAAGCCAUCGUUAUUACUUUACUUGAGGAAUAUGGGAAUAUAUUUGGGGUAUGCUUCAACCAUAUAAUUAAUUGUUUCCAGGAUGGUGCUGUAACUCAUGAACCCUACACUGAUUCAGAAGAGAGUGGAAGUGAGAGCGAGGAAAUUACAGAUGAUGAUGAUGAGAGCUUUGAUGAGGACGAUGAUGAUGAUGAUGAUGAUGAUGAUGAAGAUGAUGUGACCGAAGAAUCUGGUUCUGAUGUAGAAGAAGAUCUUGAGCAUGAAUCAAGCCCAACGAUUAGUGAGACUGGUGACAAAAAAUUGAUCAAAAAGGUCUCUCGAAGUUGUAGUUCAGGGUCCAACUCUCCUAAAAAGGAUGAUGUUAUUGAAACCAGCCAAAAUUUGCCAUCGGCCCCACCUCAAACUUCAUUUCUUCGACAUGAUAGUAGGAGAAGAAGUGACGAUUCUCCGAGUUCCAAUGAUGCAAAAAUGCAAUCAGAUUACUCUGAAUUAGAGAUUGAUCCUGUUGAAGAAUCAGCACUUCAAUUGUCUUCUGAAAUGUCAUAUGCAGCUGCGCGCAGUGCUCGGAGACCCACUGUUUGGGGACGUACUCCUGCAAAGAAGAAUCUUUCCAUGGAAUCCAUUGAUGUUCAGUUUGAAGAGGAGGAUGAAAUCAAUAAGCUCGAGGGUAUUAAAACCGAUCUUCAGACCAAAAUUUCUAGUGAGGCUUCGGCUAACUCACAUCUGCAAGAAAAACUUGAGAAGCGGAAGCAUGAUCUGCAUGAAUGUCGCAUAGCUCUCGAGAAAGAUGUGGCAAAACUGCAAGAGCAGUUACAGAAGGAGAUGGAUUUGAGGGCGGCACUUGAAGCUGGACUCAAAGUAACAGAAUUACCUAUAUCCGUUUCUUCUCUUGUUGACGAAAAGAUGAAGGCAGAUCUCGAGGAAAUUGCUCAAGCGGAGGCAGAUGUUAUAAAUUUAAAGAAGAAGACCGAUGAUCUUCAAUUUCAGAUUAAUCAACAGCGUGAACAAAAUUCCAGGAUUGUACACGAUAGAGUCAACCAGCUUCAUCAGAAUCCAAAUCAUCAAACGAAGUCGAAAGAGAAACAUAUAGAUGGAAGAGUAGCCAUCUCAAGUGCUUCCGAGAGUUUUUCAAGAAGUAAGCACGAAUCUUAUCGGAGUGACAAAGAUAAGAAACACGAGGUUUUAAAUAUAUCUGCGCCUCUGAUCCUACAACCAGAUGGUACACAAUCAAAAGCCACCACUGGAGCUGUGGAGACGAGCACGAAUAAGCCCAUCAGUUCCAUGUCUAGAAAGUCGAGCACAAGGGGCGAGGUCUCUAAUUCAACCACUUCUGCUCUGUCAAAGCUGACAAACAGACUCAACUUCUUAAAGGAACGACGCUCACAAAUUGCGUCCGAGCUCCAUAAUUUGGACAAAGGCAGGAGUUCGUCUCAGCCUGUGCAAAACCUCGAACAAGGUACAAAAUCAUCGGACCACAAUAGCCAGUCCUCGGUCGAAAACUCAGACAACAAACAUCAUAAACUCUCCAAAGACAAACAAUCAUCAUCAAAGAAAACAACCUCGGAACCCGAGAACAAAGAACUAGCUCACAGCGCGAACGGACAAACGCAACAAAAUCUCGAUAAAGAAGGGAAAUCGGAAGUGCCUCCGAAUCUCGAAAAGGGAAAAUCCGAGAGCUUUCCAACGGGGGAAAAAGAUCAGUCUAAAUUCCCUCCGAGAACAUUUUCCAGAUGAUGAUGUCAGCAUUCUCACAUUUGAAUUGACAAAUAAAGAUUCUUUUGUGCUGUGUAGAAUGCUACAAGGUAAUACGAAGUUCGGGUAAUGAAGAAUGGCGGUGAGCAAAAUUGAUGAAGGGCUUGUUUGGAGAAGAUGUUUUGGUUCUGUUGUAUAGGUUUAUUCCAACGUUGACAAAUAUGAAAUAAUUUUUUUGUCUGAUUUGUUAUAAGCUAUUUAUGUAUUUAGAGAUUUUUAGAUGGAAUUUAUAUCAUUGAUG
Molecule: messenger RNA, 3310 nt
Organism: Erythranthe guttata (spotted monkey flower)
Lineage: Eukaryota; Viridiplantae; Streptophyta; Magnoliopsida; Lamiales; Phrymaceae
Source: RefSeq, a predicted model, not a curated record